Molecule: messenger RNA, 1446 nt
Organism: Paramacrobiotus metropolitanus
Lineage: Eukaryota; Metazoa; Tardigrada; Eutardigrada; Parachela; Macrobiotidae
Exons: 3
Coding region: 340-1209 (289 amino acids)
Source: RefSeq, a predicted model, not a curated record
UCAGUACUGCAUCAUUUUCAACAGACUAAUGAGUAGGUCAAUAGGAGGACCCGAUUUUUGAUUGCUUAUCAGAUCUUCCAAUUUUUGAUAUUUUUUCCUGUUAGUCAUAGUUCACGCAUUGUGCUACAAGAUGCUUAAUUUCUUGUGAUACAGGGUGGCGGGUGCUGUGAUUUGUAUUUGAUUUGUAUUUGUGAAUUAAAGAAAAGGUUUCUUCAAGUUACGACGGUACGUUACGUCUGUCUGUUGAUUUAUCCAACGGCUUGCAAGGCAGCAAUCUACGUAUCAAAAAUUCUCUAACAUACAGCAUACGAUUACACAGUUCAGUUUCAUCGAAGGACCAUGUCGCUCUGCAGCAUUGCACUGAGCCGUUCCUUGGCGCACCAGUUGCGCAUCACCAGCUGCAGUUCUCUGCCCGUACAUCGUGAUGGUUUUGCGUCGUUUUCUGGAAAUGGAAUUUUACCAGCUAGCAAAACUGCAGGCUGCGAUGAGUUUUUGCCAAGGAAGGGAAUGCCGAGUAUCUUCGUAAGAGGUGUGCAGUCGACAGCUUCAGGCCAGGAACAAGAAGUAAAGCGUAAACGUCCGCCAACGGCCUACAAUCUCUACUUGAAGAGCGAGCUGCUGGCGCACCGCGGUGGGAAAAAAGGUGAACACAAGGAAGCGUUUAUUUCAGCUGCGAAGAACUACAAACGCCUCAAGACAGCUGAGAAGAAAAAGUUCGAAGAUCAAGCGGCUCAACUGAGAGAGGAAUAUUCACAACAGAAGGCGGCUGAGGAGGGACCCAAGCGUAGCCUAUCCUCGUACAAUUUCUACGUUCGUGACCAAGCACCUAAUCGUCCGAAGGACCAGAAGAUGGCAGACUACGUGAAGGUGUUGGGAAAGCAGUUCCAACAACUGGAUUCCGCCGAGCGGGCCAAGUACGAUCAACUCCACGCCAAGGACGUUGCACGGUACCAGGAAGAAAAAGCAGCCAUGCCAGAAAAGCCUAAAUCAUACAAGCGCCCUCCCACAAGCUAUGCGUUAUUUCUCGUCGAUUACGGCAAAGCUUCCAGAGGAAGCGGAAAAGCCAUGCUGUUAAGUGAUGCCGGCGUGGAAUGGAGGGCUAUGGAUGACGCCCGUAAAGCGAAGUAUGAAGAUCUCGCAAAAAUUGCUAAGGAGGAGUUUAAGAAGGCUAAGGGAGGCCAGAAGCCGAAUGAGCAGAAAAAGAAGUAACUUUCAUUAAAUGUUGGAAUGUUUCCCAUUCUGUUAGGUAGGAAAUGUUUUGAUUUUUUUACACUGACUGGUAGCGCUCUCUGGACAACGUUCCUGCUGUACAACUUUGUUGAUAACUUGAUAUCGUGUAACGUGUUUCUUGAUGCCUUCUCAUUUGCAGCAUUUAUGCAAAGUUUUGCGUUCCACGCUUGAUGUUCUAAGGUGGGCUAUCAAUAAUAAUCUUCUAGCUGCAUUCGA